AUGGCACCCAAGUCGGCGAAGGAGAAGAUAGUUCUCGCCGACUUCAAGCCCUCCCCGACUUUCCUCGAGACUGUCUCGACGUCGUCGCUGAACUACCGGGAAUGUGCCCUCCAGGAGAUCAUGGCUCUGAUUGCCCACGACCCAGACAACUCGCUCAACUCGCUCGAUGAAUACCUUGCCACGGCAUUAUACUACGGCGCGACCGAGUCCGAGAUCCAGAACGUCGUCUAUCAAUCGAGCUUUCACAUGGGAUCGUCCAAGGCGAUCACGACGCGAACUCGCGUCACCGCGAGCCUGCAAUCUCUUAUGGGCCCUCUGCACCACGCCCUGGACAGCACGUACGUGGAGAAGGAGGUCUCUGUGGACGACCACACCACCGUGGUGAAAGACUCGAAUCCUUCCAGCCAGUCGAUCCCCCUCGUCCUCAUCCACGCGCUGGCGCUCGAUCGGCGCAUGUGGGAUGCCGUCUUCGCCAGGCUGGCCGCCGCCACCGCCACGGCGGGUAGCAGCAUCCGGGUGAUAGCGUACGACAUGCGAGGUCACGGGUACGCAGCACACGCUCCGCCCGCGCGCUCCCUCACGCAGCUCGCAUCCGACUUGCACUGCAUCCUCGACGCGCUCAAGAUCGCCCGUGCGGACGUCUUCGGCCAAUCAUACGGCGGCGCCGUGGCACAGUCCUUCGCGCUGACGUACCCGGGGCAGACGCGCAGUUUGGGCCUGAUCACCACGGCGGGCGAGGCACAACCGUCAUGGGUCACCCGCGCGACCAGGGCCGAGGAGGGGCAGGCCGUGGCGCCGUUGCUGCCCGAGACACUUAUCCGCUGGUUCACGCCCGAGGCGAUCGCGCGGAACCAAUGGGGCGUCCGCUACGCCCGGUCGUGCGUCGAGAGGAUGGCGCUGGGCGACUGGGCCGACGCGUGGCGGUGCAUGGCCCAGCUCGAUUCGCUACAACGUCUGAGGAAGGGGGAGGUCAAGUGUCCGGUCCUGCUGGUCUGCGGGGUGCAGGACGCGAGUACGGGGCCGAAGUGGAUGAGGAGGCUUAGAGAGGCGUGUGAGGCUGGGGGCAAUACGGAGGUCGUUUACAAGGAGAUCGACCCGGGCGUGCAUAUGAUGGCGCUGGAGCAAGGCGAGGCGUUGACGGAGGAAAUACUUGGGUUUAGACAGAGAGUGGAUCAAUUAGGAGCGUGA
Molecule: messenger RNA, 1188 nt
Organism: Cladophialophora yegresii CBS 114405
Lineage: Eukaryota; Fungi; Ascomycota; Eurotiomycetes; Chaetothyriales; Herpotrichiellaceae
Exons: 1
Coding region: 1-1188 (395 amino acids)
Source: RefSeq, a predicted model, not a curated record